Molecule: messenger RNA, 1716 nt
Organism: Sipha flava (yellow sugarcane aphid)
Lineage: Eukaryota; Metazoa; Arthropoda; Insecta; Hemiptera; Aphididae
Product: 46 kDa FK506-binding nuclear protein-like
Exons: 9
Coding region: 192-1478 (428 amino acids)
Cellular component (GO): chromatin; nucleolus
Molecular function (GO): peptidyl-prolyl cis-trans isomerase activity; macrolide binding
Source: RefSeq, a predicted model, not a curated record
CCUCUUUAUAACUCGUGUUUUGUAUGUUUCUAGUGGUUUACAAUUUGAUCACAAGGUUUCAUUUUCGGCUUCCUAUUCAUACUGAUCGUGUUGAAUCUAUGCGUGGAAGUCACGUUAUUAACAAUAUUAUUUUAAUAUUUUAUUAUUGAUUAUUUGUAUUUUUUUUUUAAUUUAUAGUUCUAACCGACAAAAUGUGGAGCAUAAUAAUGGAACCUGGUAAAACUUAUAGCACAGUAGUAGAAAAAACAUUCCAUCUUUCUAUGGCUACACUUGAUAUAGCUAGUGUUAAAAAAGCCGAUGACAUCCAUACAGUAUAUAUAGAAACUAAUGAUGGUCCACGAGUAAUCCUUUGUCACUUAUCAAAAUCAUCAAAUAUGUUUCAAUGUGCAUUAGAUCAUGUUAUCACAACAGGAACAGAUUUAAAAUUUGUUACAUCAGCUACUGCAAAUAUACAUAUGACUGGAUAUGUAGAUGAUUUAGAUGAAGAAGAUGAUGAGGAUCAGAUAUUCUCUGAUUUAGAAAGUCAAGAAGAAGAAGAAGAAGAAGAAACACAAAUUUCAAAGAAACAAUCAGCAGUAAAGGGAGGUAAACGCAAAGCUGAAAAUAGUUUUUCCAAAAAACCUAAAUCUAUUAAAUUAGAUGAAAUUAAGUCUACUAAUAGCGAUGAUGAUGAUGAAGAUGAAGAUGAAAGUGACGAGACCUUGGAUUUUGAAGAUGAUAGUGAUAAUGGCCUUACAGUAAGUGAUAUGUUUGACGAUGAAGCUGAAUCAGAUGAUGAAGUAGAAGAUUAUGAUGAAGAUGAUGAUGAAGAUAAUGAAGAAGAAUCAGAUGAAAGUGAUGAUGAAGUUCAACCACAAUCCACUAAGAAAGCUAAGAUUAAUGGGAAUGAACAAAAAACUCCCAAAAAAGAACAGAAAACCCCACUUAAAAGCCAGGAAAAAACGCCAAAAACUCAAGAAAAGACACCAAAAGCUCAAGAUAAGACAUCCAAGGGUCAAAAAACACCUGAUGCAAAUAAGUCAUUGAUUAAUGGUACAACUGAAAGUAAUAAGAAAAAGAAAAAUAAGGAACCUAAAACUCCUUUGGACGGAUUAAAAACCAAGCCAGAUACUCCCUUGCCCAAAGACAAAUUAAAUCAACAGCAAAAGUUGAAUGGUGGAGUUAUAAUUAGUGACAUUAAAGUUGGAGAUGGUGCUGUUGCCAAACCAGGAAAAAAUGUUAAAGUAUACUAUGUUGGUCGCUUGAAAUCUACUGGUAAAGUUUUUGAUUCAAUGCAGAAAGGUCCUGGAUUUAGUUUUGGACUACAGCGUGGUGAAGUUAUUAAGGGCUGGGAUAUUGGUAUCGCUGGUAUGAGAGUUGGAGGAAAAAGAAAAGUUAUAUGCCCUCCUAAUAUGGCGUAUGGCGCUAAAGGAAGUCCACCUGAAAUUCCUCCAAAUAGCACAUUAGUUUUUGAUGUGGAACUUAAACAUAUAAAUUAAGUUAAUUCAUAAUGUCAUUGAUUCCGACUGAUAUUCCUAUUAUUAUUUGCUAAUUUUCAUUAUUUUUUAUAAGAAUCACAAAUUUAAAUAGUACUUCCCUUUGAAUACAAAAAAUUCAUAUUUUAAACCAUUGUAUUACCAUAGUUAAUAAGUUUAGCUGAUAUCUAUCUGCAUUUUUUAUUUCACCAUAUUAACAUAAUGCAGCCUUUAAGACCUGAUAAGAUUAUAACGUAUUAUU